Messenger RNA from Trichobilharzia szidati, 2548 nucleotides. The record is from the annotation of a GenBank genome assembly. Lineage: Eukaryota; Metazoa; Platyhelminthes; Trematoda; Strigeidida; Schistosomatidae.
AUGGAUGAAGUACCAAUUCCAAAGAAUAACUUACCUGAAUCUGAAGUGGUUACAGAAUCUUCCAAUCCAUCUGAAAUGAAUGAUGAUGAGUGUUUGCCAGACGUUAUUGGUGGGGAUAAUUGUCCUACUACGUCGAAUAACAGUAAUUCAGAUGACCAAACAAAUGAUGUGGAUGAUGAAGAAGAGACUUCGUCUAGAAAUGAACAAUCCCACUCAUCUGUAAAUACAUCAGUAACAAACAGUAGCCAAUCGAAACCACGAAAACAACGCAUAUCUUACAAUGGAAUGGAUGAAGCCACCUUAAUUGCGCUAAAACCAUUUCAAUGUGAUGAUUGUGGAAAACGUUUCCAGAAGGAUCGUACAUUAAAACUACACAAAUUAUCUGUACAUGAAGGUCGUAGACCUUUCUCUUGUGAUAUAUGCGAUGCCAAUUUUACACAAAAUGGUCAUUUAAAACAACACAUUAAUACAGUGCAUAAAGGUUUACGACCAUAUGCGUGUGAUGUCUGCAAAAGACGCUUCACCAAAUCCAGAGCGCUUAGGCUGCAUAAAUGCGGGACUGAUAAGCCAUUGAAACCUUUUGUUUGCGAUGUCUGCGGGCGAGGAUUCUCUCACAUGCAUACAAUGAAAACUCAUCGUGCUUCCACUCAUGAAGGUCGACGUCCAUUUGGUUGUGGAUUGUGUGGUGCUCGUUUUCGUGAAGCUGUGGAAUUACAAAAGCAUCGACGUACAUUUCAUUCUGAUGAAAUAAGUUACAAUUGUGGUGUAUGUGGGGUUGCUUUUCGACAUGCUUCUGAAAUGCGUGAGCACAGAGCUACUGUUCAUGAUGAUGACAGACCUCAUGCCUGUGGUAUUUGUGGAAAGCGUUUUGGUCAAGCCAGUAAACUACAAAAACAUAAAUCUGCUGUUCAUGAAGGCAAACGUCCACAUUUAUGCGAUAUAUGCGGUGCUCGUUUCACACAAAGUGCUCAUUUAAAACAGCAUAAAAUCUCUGUUCAUGAAGGCAAAAAACCAUAUCAAUGCAACUUUUGUCUAAGACGUUUCACCCAACUUGGACAUGUUCGUGUUCAUAAGUGUGUUGUAGACCAAGGUUUUAAACGUCAUACCUGUGAUACAUGUGGCAAACAAUUUACACAAUUGGGUACAUUGAAAAAGCAUAUUGCUGGUGUACAUGAAAAAAUACGUCCUCAUAAGUGUGAAAUUUGUCCUAGCGCCUUUGGUUGUGCAAGUGAACUACGUCGGCAUGUAGAAAAUGUUCAUAAUCGUGAAAACAUUCGAAGUUGUCGACAUUGCAGUGAAACAUUUGACAGUACCAACCGUUUAAAACAACAUGUGGCUUUAAAACACACAGCGGACAAUAAAAAGUUUGCUUGUGAAUUGUGCGGAAAUCGUUUCACCCGACAGGUUGCUUUAACGCGUCAUUUACAAACUCAUACUGAUGAGAAACCAAAAAAAUGCAAUAACUGUGGUGCAACAUUCACAUCCAUCGAGGAAUGGCAAUCUCAUGUAUCAACGUGUCAUGACAAUGAUGAUGAUGGCGUCCAUAUCUGUGAAAUUUGUGGUGAUCGUUUCAAUUCCCAGGCUGUAUUAAAAACGCAUAAAAGGACAGCACAUCAGAAAAUUCGAACAUAUGAUUGUCAACAAUGCGGUAAAAAUUUUCUUCGUCUUAACAGUUUCAAGUAUCAUUGUUGCAUUGAAAGUAAACCUGAUGAUGAAAAGAAAACUGAAGGCAACGAGCAGUCAUCAAAAGCUUCAACAGAAACUGCCACAUCGCAAUCUUCAAUUAAUGAAACUAAAAAACCGGUGAUGAAUAAUGUUCCUACACCGACGCCUCCUUUAUUAGGUGUAUCACAGAAUACAAAUCUAGCCGCUAUAGCAAUGCUUUCAGCUGUUGUCACUAGUUUUGGCCUACCGGUACCAUGUUUACCGUCGCAUUCUGAUGGUAAAAAUCAAUCAAAACAAAAUGUGCCUGUUGUACAACCGUCGACAAUCCCACCUCCUUUACUUGGAUUUCCGCAAGCAGUUAAUCCAACUAGUGCAUCCAGUUCUUCUAGUUUACCACUUCCCAAUUCGUUACUAAACAGUCUAUCGACAACACUACCACCACCACUUGCAACGUCGUCGGCUUCUCCUACGCCUGGUACUGUCGUAUCCAGUGAUAAUCGAAAGUUGUUUAUCAAUCAAGCUUUAGCUGUUUUAAAUGCUUUCGCCUCUUCGGCUAAUAAUAGCAAUAUUGAUUUUUCCAAUUUUAACAAAUCUGGUGCCAGUAGUCAAUUGUCGAAUACAACUACGAAGUUAGUUAAACCUGAACCAAUAACUAACGGUACCAAUGAGAUAAAUUCAUCAAUAUCAAGUUAGUUGAAAAGAGGUAGAUAUAUACAAGAAUCCAAAGGUGUUCAAAUAACAGUGAGAAAAUUUUUUUAUUAUUGAAGAGUCAAAGAAAUUAUUACCGCGUCGUGAUGUGCUUUAUUUCAAGUGAUGGUCUUAUUAAAUCUAAUUUACUCAUCCGGUUGAUUUUGGUGUUGCUCACUUAUAAUUAUUAUUGACA